AAACUACACGAAAGCGAGUCUAUCCUCUUUCUUACUUCUAUUCACCACGUUAAUGUGUGAUCCUGCCACGUUUGCUUCCAGAAUGGAUACCGCAAGCCUCCCAGACUACCUAACCAUCCCAGGGAAAACGAUUCCUAGCUUUCAUUGCCGCGUCGGUAGAAAGCACAAUGAUCGUCAACCUUUGCCAGCCAACACCUACGGGUACCCUGUGCCCGGCGUGCAGGAACCUACUUCUACGUUGGUCAUGGCCCGUGACUACUUCGCGAGUGACCAGACGUGGGAGAACAUCCUGGCCCAUGGAGACUUUGAUUACAUCGUUAUCGGCUCAGGCUUUACUGCUCUCGCAUUCAUUCAGAAGGCCCUCGAACUCGACCCGUGUGUCAAGAUUCUUUGCUUAGAGCGUGGAGGCUUUUGGCUUCCGUCCCACUUCCAGAACCUCCCGAUUCCUUUCAAAAUGGUUCUGGGAGGGCCUUCUGAGACAUUCCCCUGGACGCUCUCACGCAAGACCUUUGAAACAAAAGAGCUUGGAUUUUGCCAUGGCUCUUGCCCAUUCUUCGGUGGUCGAUCCACAUUCUGGUCCGCCUGGAGCCCGAGGCCAAGCCUAGACCUUAUGCGCGACUUUCCUGAGGCUAUGAAAAAGACUGCUGGGCAUGAGAAGUUCUGGGAAGAGGCCAAAGAGCUGUUGAAUGUCACACCCGCCUCCCAGAUUAAAGACGGCGUCUUUGGAAGCCUUCAGACUGCCAUUGAUCGCAUUCUCAAGGAAUCGAUUGGCAGGAUUCCUACUGCGGACUACGUUGAGUCGGCUCCACUAGCUGUCGGACGACGCAGCCCAACUUCUCGUCUGCGGUUUGACAAGUUUUCUGUCCCUGGGCCUCUUCUUGGCAUCUUGGAACAACAGAGGCAACUGGCCAAGACUAAUAAGGGAUCGCCUUUGGAAAUAAAGGUUGACUGUGCGGUAAAAAGUAUGGAGAAAGGCGACGACGACGAUUCUGUUCGUGUUAUCGAAACUAACAAGGGCACAUUAUCGUGGACUGGUAACAAGACUAAGAUCAUCCUGUGCGCUGGAGCCAUUCCUAACGCCACGAUGUUGCUCAACUCGUUUGAGAGUUGCCGCGACACCGUCGGUAGGAGGCUUACCGGCCACUACGAUACACACAUCUCUGCAAGAUGCCCCUUGAAGAACGUCAAGGGCUGGCAAAAGGAAGACACCCUCAAAAUUGCAGCUGCAUACCUGGCUGGCAAGGAUCCCAAGACUGGCCUGCAGUAUCACGUCUCGGUCACGGCGAUGCAUAGUCCCAACCCGAAAGACGAUGCAGAGGACGCGGCUCGCGAGUGCCCAGAUUAUGCUGCUGCGGCGACCCUUGAUCAACUCAACGGCUCUGAGGACUACGUUGUGUUUGUCUGCUCCGCUCUCGGGGAAUUCAAUGAGAAGAACACCAAGAACUAUGUCACUCUCAAUAAAGGCACCGACCCGACUUGCAACGUUACCCUGCAGUACACAUUGAGCGACGAGGAUUAUGACUCUUGGGAUGUAAUGGAUAAGGCAACCUACGAUACUAUCAAAGAAAUGGCAGGCGGCGAUGAACACGAGUCGAGUAUCGAAUGGUGGGAUGAGACAACUCAUGGCUGGAUCAAGACAAAACCAGCAGUCGACACUAUUCGAAUUCCUGGUGUUGUCCAUGAGGGAAGCACUUGUUUCAUGGGACCCAAGGAAAUCGGUGGUUCCGUGGAUGAACUUUAUCGUCCCCAUGGGAUUGAGAAUGUUCAUGUCACUGGAGCUGCUCUUUUUCCAACUGCGGGUAGUUGGAACCCCACGAUGACGAUGUGUGGUUUUGCUCAAGACUUGGCUCACAAGCUGCAUGAAAUGAGGCCUCAAGAGAACGAGUGAAGAGCAUCAUAACGUCGCGGGGUGAUUUGAUGCGGGGCGGAGAGGCCUUGCUGAAGGGUUUUUUCGCGACUAACUCGCAAGGGCCAGGCUUAUUCCCUUUUCUCGGCGAACAGUAAAAAAUAAAUGAAAGUUAUUUGGCGCAACAUCUGCGGCGUUGGCGAAAGGGGGUUCAGGUGGUAGAAUACGCUUUCGAAUCUCUCGGUCAGGUCGUACCAGGUCGUUGUUAUUGUUGCUGGUCCGUGUUUCCAACAAGAGAUAAGGUAGACUCCUCCAAUUGUUACGAAAACGAAUCAGAGACAAUGCCUUUGCAUAUUUCUACUA
Messenger RNA from Colletotrichum godetiae, 2209 nucleotides. Its product is annotated as FAD/NAD(P)-binding domain-containing protein. The transcript is spliced from 4 exons. NCBI's taxonomy places the organism in Eukaryota, Fungi, Ascomycota, Sordariomycetes, Glomerellales, Glomerellaceae. The coding region runs from base 53 to 1888 and encodes 611 amino acids. The record is from RefSeq and is a predicted model, not a curated record. Gene Ontology annotation, molecular function: oxidoreductase activity, acting on CH-OH group of donors.